UGAGAGAGUGAGGGAGUGAGGGAGUGAGAGGGUGAGAGUGAGGAGGGGAGCGAACUGCGCUCCACAGUCAGCGGGGCACGCAGCGCUCAGCGGCCGGGCUGUGGACGCUGCUCCCCGGCAGCCGCACCGAGCCUCGCCGCUCCGGAGCACCGAGCCGCGGGCAGCGCCGUCAUGGGGGUGUCGCUGCGGAGCUGGGUCGCCAACGAGGGGGCGAAGCACGUCGUCCUGAUGCUGUGGCUAGGGACCAACACCUGGCUCUUCCUGAGGACCUUCCUGCUGUACUUCUCAGGUCAUCAGUACCACUACCUCUACAAGAUGCUGGGGCUCGGGCUGUGUGUCAGCAGGGCGUCGGCCUCCGUGCUGAACCUGAACUGCAGCUUGGUGCUGCUGCCCAUGUGCCGCUCGCUGCUCACCUUCAUCCGAGGAACACACGCCGUGUCGAGCAGAGAGACUCGCAGACUGCUGGACAAGAGCAAGACCUUCCAUGUGGCCUGCGGGGUUUCCAUCUGCAUCUUCUCUGUCGUGCACGUGUCGGCUCACCUGGUGAACGUGGUGAACUUCAGCGUCAGAUACUCGGAGGACUUCCCUGCUCUGAACCUGGCUCGCUACAGAGGACAGGACCCCAAACUGAUCAUCUUGACCACAAUCUCAGGACUCACCGGCCUCCUCCUGGUGCUCAUCCUCUUCCUCAUGUUCACCUCCUCCUCCUCCUGCGUACGGUUGUUCAACUACGAGAUCUUCUGGUACACACACAACCUCUUCAUCGUCUUCUACGUCAUCCUCAUGGUGCACAUGGGCGGCGGAGCUCUGAAGUACCAGACCAACGUGGAGGCCCACCCCCCAGGCUGCCUGAGAGCCAAUCAGAGCAGCCCGGAGCGGCAGGGGGCGGAGCUAGAGCAGGGCGAGGAUGAAGCGAGGCGGUGCGGAGAGGAGGCUCACUUCCAGCCACACUACCCCCAGUGUCCCUCAGAGAACAAGGAAACCUUUGGCAUUCAUCUACGAGUCGUGGGAGACUGGACUGGUGCAGGUGCACAGGUGCACAUACAGGUGCAAGUGCACAGGUGCUAG
Messenger RNA from Pseudoliparis swirei, 1068 nucleotides. Its product is annotated as NADPH oxidase 4. NCBI's taxonomy places the organism in Eukaryota, Metazoa, Chordata, Actinopteri, Perciformes, Liparidae. Bases 172 to 1068 code for a protein of 298 amino acids. The record is from RefSeq and is a predicted model, not a curated record. Gene Ontology annotation, molecular function: superoxide-generating NAD(P)H oxidase activity. The transcript is spliced from 11 exons. Gene Ontology annotation, cellular component: plasma membrane; NADPH oxidase complex. Gene Ontology annotation, biological process: superoxide anion generation; defense response.